Messenger RNA from Pungitius pungitius (ninespine stickleback), 2186 nucleotides. RefSeq names its product zinc and ring finger 2b (gene znrf2b). The record is from RefSeq and is a predicted model, not a curated record. Gene Ontology annotation, molecular function: ubiquitin protein ligase activity. Gene Ontology annotation, cellular component: intracellular membrane-bounded organelle; cytoplasm; membrane. The transcript is spliced from 5 exons. NCBI's taxonomy places the organism in Eukaryota, Metazoa, Chordata, Actinopteri, Perciformes, Gasterosteidae. The coding region runs from base 585 to 1253 and encodes 222 amino acids. Gene Ontology annotation, biological process: protein K48-linked ubiquitination; proteasome-mediated ubiquitin-dependent protein catabolic process.
AUUUGACCUUCAGAUUAAUUCACACUGAGAUUAAACAACUCAACGGCUUUAUUUUGAAACCUCUCAACGGAAGUGUGUGUGAGUUCAGCCAGCUAGCUUGACAGCUUGCCUGCACCGAGGCUCCUUGCUGCCGCUAACAGUUUUCCCUGAGGCGUUCUCCUCCAUCACUUCCUUCCUCUGAGCGAUGCGUCGUCGGGCGGGGAGGUGUGAGCCGCCCGGGUCUUUCCCGUCAUGCUGCUGAGGAGCCAUGGCGGAGCGGACACCGAGGAGGAACCAGCGGGUCCACGGCGGCGGCUCAAACAAGGAAGGACUCCGCGCUACAUGCGGCGCGACUACCGCUGACGGAAUACAAUGGUGACGGCUUCCAAAGUUUUACACACAUCUGUAGCUUUAGUCACAGCUGGCCGGUUCAACCCCCCCACUGAGGUGUCCCACGUGUGGACAGGCUCGUAGCGACGCGGUGUCCGGUGUGCUGUGCUUUUCCUCCACGUCGCUGCGUGUGUCCCCGUAAAGCCGUCUGCCUCCGGCGUAGAUCCCACACCGAGCCUCGUUGACAUUUUAAAGCCAAGUCACUGGAGGUCAACAUGGGGGCGAAGCAGAGCAGCCCGGCCGCUAAUCCAGCUGCUACCGGGAGGACCAGGGCGUACUCCGGCUCGGACCUGCCCUCCAGCACGUCCAGCAGCAACGGCAGUAGCGUGAGUAGGACCACCGCCGGGAGGGGGAGGCACCAUGCGUACAGUGCGCCGGGGGCCUCCGGACCCUCGUCCAGCUCCGGCCAGCCCCACGCAGCCAGGGCCAGGUCUGUGGGGGGCUCCGGGUCCAGACCUCAGUCCGGUAUUAACAUUCCGAAUAGCAGCGGGGCGUACAGCUCGCAGGAGUCCGGCAGCAGCAGCCCGGAGGAGGCGGACAGGGAGCGCUCCGGCGGGGGGCACGACGGCCCCCGGCUGGUGAUCGGCUCGCUACCAGCACACCUCUCGCCUCACCUGUUCGGAGGCUUCAAGUGUCCUGUGUGCUCCAAGUUUGUCUCGUCGGAUGAGAUGGACCUUCACCUGGUCCUGUGUUUAACCAAACCCAGAGUGACGUAUAACGAGGACGUCCUGUCCAAGGAUGCAGGAGAAUGUGCCAUCUGCCUGGAGGAGCUGGUGCAGGGGGACACCAUCGGCCGCCUGCCCUGCCUCUGCAUCUACCACAAAGGCUGCAUCGACGAGUGGUUUGAGGUGAACCGGUCGUGUCCCGAGCAUCCGUCAGAUUGAAGCGUGUUGCACUGGUAUUCCACAAUGUGAGGGAUCUACACACCAGGGCGUGGAUCCAGGGAGACUGCUGGACACUGUGAUCUCUGUGACCCCCACCCCCCCAAUAAUGUAGUGCCACUGUGCCAAAUGUCAUUAAGCAAUCUUCAGGGAUACAGACGUUAGUGCGUAUGUGUAAGUCGUCUCCCUCCGAGCGGGCCGCUGUCCCCCCUACCUCCCCUCACAGCCUGGCUGAGGGGCCGUUGGACAGCAGACGUCGGCUGAUGGUGCACCUGGAGGCUGGAGGAGCCGGUGGUCCUGGUCCUGGAGGUGUGGGCCUCUCCCUCCCCUCCUCCACCGUCGGGGUCUACCAGGGAAGGACAAGGGGACGGCCGGACCAGCAGGACCCAGCCUGAGAGCGGAGAGCAGCUCGGACCUUUAGACUAGAAGCUGAAAACAAUGGUGCCAAUCAACUGUGAAUAUUGUCAAACACACGCUUUGUCAUCAGCGCUUUUUUAAUCACAUACCACAGAUAAAAGGACGUCAGGUACCGAAAUGCUCCCCCGGUCCUGGAGAGUACAUUCACUCAUUUCAUGUGAACUUCAUCUUAUUACUCAUUAUGUCUCCUUAUAAUGACACACAGCAAUGUGACAAAGAUUGUAGCUUAACAACUUCUCAAGUUCUAAGCACAGUGACGGUUUUGAAAAUGCUUUUAUAACAUGCCAUAGAAUCAGGACAAAGUGAGCUGCUUAGAUUUGUUUCUCCAUGGAAAUAUGAGAUUGUCUUUUUGAUAAAGUCUGUGAUGUAUUUUAAAAUGUAGACUAUGUUUAAAUUAUAAUAUUUGGUCAUACUUCAGUCACUGCAAACAUGAAUUAGACUUGGCUUAAGAUGGAUGAAUAAAGCACUGUUUAUACAGGUAUACAUUCAAAGUGAAUCAAAUAAAACCUAAAAAUCGGA